Rhagoletis pomonella (apple maggot) is the source of this 972-nucleotide messenger RNA. RefSeq lists its product as uncharacterized. The transcript has a single exon. NCBI's taxonomy places the organism in Eukaryota, Metazoa, Arthropoda, Insecta, Diptera, Tephritidae. The coding region runs from base 1 to 972 and encodes 323 amino acids. The record is from RefSeq and is a predicted model, not a curated record.
AUGCCACCUGGCGAGGAAGAGCAAGGUGCUAGUGGAGCACCCACGAAUUACGUGCACAGCGGCGUCACACCGCCAAAACCAAUGCAGCACAUGACAGCUCAAAGCUAUACUGUUGACAGCCUCGCCAUGAGGGUGCCUGUUCCAACAUUACACGGGCAUUCCAUCAACAACAUAGAGUCCUGGUUCACGCGACUAGAGGCGUACUUUUCAAUCAUCGGCUUCGGUAAAAUGAAUGCUGAUCAGCGUGACCAAGCCAAGUUCAAUAUUGCGGUUAUGCACAUGGAUGAAAGGCUCCAUGAACAGACUUUUGAAUUUAUCCGCAAUCCACCGGAGAAAUGCCAGUACGACGCUCUACGACAAGCAAUUUUCGCCAGAUUCCCCACAUCACCCAUGGCAAGAUUGGAGCAGCUAACAUCAGGAAUUCAGCUUGGUGACAACAAACCGAGUUUCCUAUUAACCCAGCUGCAACGAACCGAUGUAACACGAGACCAGCAACUCAUAAAGGACUUCUGGAUACAACGACUACCAGUCUCAGCACGCGCAGUCAUCGCUGGAGUUACAAUAGCAAAUCCUGAAAUGACGGUCGAACAGCUAGCAUCAACCGCGGACGAAAUUGUUGAUGCCGUACGGGUCAAUAGCGUCGAUGCAGUGUCAUCAUACGAACCACAGUAUCCUAACCUCAAAAAACCACAAACAACGAGCUUGACUAGCAAUAAUGGAACUAGCUUGGAUGACCGUGUCAGUCAGAUGGAGCGCACUUUAGCUCGCAUUGAGAAAAAACUUUCAUCAACAAACCCAAACCGCAGCCGCUCGGUUACACGACGUCAAGACCACAGCUCUUCAAGUCACCGUAGCCAAUUUCAACAACGGAACAAUGAACAGCAGAUUUGCUGGUACCACAAGAAGUUUAACGCACAAGCCAAGAAGUGCAACAGCCCGUGCAGUUUUUCUCAACAGUGUCCAAAAAACUAA